AUGUUUUAACCAAGCGACAAAUUCUAUACAAAUAUCCAGUUAAAUAGUGUUAUAUAUGAAGCUUAGGGUGUAGUAGUUCAUGAAGUUUUAGACAUAGAAAAGAGAAAAAAAUUUGUUUUAAUUGAAAGAAGUACAAGUGAUGAAAACGAGUAUGCAGAUUUACAAAAGGAUAUAUGCGCUUUUGAUAAGUCAGAAUCACCAUAUAUCAUAAAAAUUCACAAAUACACUUAUGAUUUGGUGAUACCAGAAUCAAAAGUUAGCCAAAAUAAUGGAAUCAGUGUAGGAGGAAAGUAGAAUAUAUUUUAAAAAAGUGGAAAUUCAGUAAUGGGAAAUUCAAACUUGGGAUUGGAAAUUCAUUCUAAAAAAAUAUAUAAAUUAUCCUUUCUAACAGAUUACUUUACAACAAAUCUGAAGCUAUGGAUAGAGAAAAAAAGAGAAGAAAUUGAUAAACAUAACAGCUAAUUUAAAAUAAAUUCUUUGUAUUCUAAAGGGAAUAUCAGAAAAGGGCUUCCUUAAUAUGAAUUUUGUUCUCUUUUUCACUAAAUGGUUGAAGGAAUUAAUCAUGUAUAUUAAAGAGAAAUAAAGAGAAGCAUGUCUUCAACCUUGAAAGAAUAUGUCUGCAAAGUUGACAUAAUGCCUGAAAAUUUCGUGGUUAACGAAAGCGUAGAUUUAGAAAACAAAAUAAAGUUUAUCCCUAUGCAUUUCUUGUCAGUUUACAAUAAAAAUUAUAAAAAGAGAUAUGCUUCUCUACUAGACCAUCAAAAGAACUAUAUCAUAAAGAGAAGAUAAACUUUAGAAUUGCAAAAUGGAUAUAUCUAAGGCUUUACUUCACCAAAGAACUCAACAAAAAGUACUUAGAAUUCAGCAAUUUCCUCUAAAUCAAAGACAUUUUCUCAUAUUUUAGAAUCUGAUUUUGCUUCAUCCACAAAAUCAAGUUCUCAAAUUCCAUCUUUGACUAAUGUUAUUCAAUAAGCUUAAGCUGAAGAUACAGAAACUAAAUACAUGAGAAUGCUUUUUGAUUUAGGUUUGAGAUUGGGUUCACUAUAUAUAGGAGCAGAUAAUUUUACAGAGCCUAACUAGCCUUUGUCGCCUUUUUCAAGAUAAGUACUAGUAGAUAUUUGCAAAUAAUAUAAAAAUGUAUCUAAGAUACUCGUUUAAAUGAUUGACCCAUCAUUAAUAAACUCUAGUUACACUCCUUCUUCAAGCUAUCACAGGCCUAGCAUGUAGAAAAUAUGUAAAGAUUUGAAGAAAAUCAAUGACCAAGAGUUUCAGUAUGAUGAAAACAAUUUUAGUGGCCAUAAAAUAAGUGAUGAUUUAAUGAAUGAAGAUGAAACUUCUGACGAUGACUCAAAAAAUUUAUCUCCUUCUAAGAGCAAUUUUAGAAGCUUAUUACAAAUAACUAAAUAAAAUAGUAUUAACACGAAUUCUGUAGGCUCUUUAAGUACUAUUCCACUUUCAAAUGAGCUUAUAGAACAAAACAAUAAUAAAUUUAUCAAGUAGAGGUCAUUAAAUAGUUAGAGUUUAAUAAAACAUAGAAGUAGUAUUAAAAGAAGAUCUACUAAAUUAUAAGAAAAGUACUUAUCUGAUUUACAAUUAUCCCCAAAUAGGCAAACAAGCUGUUAGAUAGAAAUUUAUGAUAUAGAAUAUGCAUAUGAAAAGAAGCCAAAAAAGUACAAAGGCCUAGCAUUUGUAACUCCUUAUACUAAUAUACUUAACAUCAUACAUGUAAAUGAAAAAAAGAAUGCCUACAUUGAGAAAGUAGAAAUGAUUUUACCUGAGAAAGUUGUAAUACCCCAUGAGCAUAGUAUUAUAGUAGCUCCAGGAGUAGGUGAGUUUAAAAUCUUCAUAUUAGGAGGAGAGGAUUGUAUCUAAAUGUUGCAAUACGAUAGCAAUAAAGAUGGAAAGCUUGUAAAGAAAUCUAAUAUGAUUGCCAGUAUAGAAAGAAGACAAUUUGGAAUUUGUACCAUUGAAAGAGAUUCUUAGAUAUUAGUUGUUUCAGGUAUCAGAGAUGAGCAAUUAACAAAUUAAUGUGAAAUAUAUGAUUUGAAUUCCAAUUGUUGGACUAAAAUAAGUAAUGUGAAUGUACCAGUCAUUGGAUCAUCUCUAUGUCUUUUUAAUAAGAGCUCGGUAUAUAAAUUCGGUGGAGUGGAUUCCAAUGGAAAAAUAACAAAAAUAAUUGAAAAGUAUGAUAUUUAUUAAGACAUUUGGAAAUGCAUUCAAUACGACAUUGAUCCUCAUGUGACCUAAAAUAUAAACUUUGCAAAAAACAUGCUUUCAUAUCAAAUAAAUCAUAAUUAAAUAAUAAUAUUUGGUGGUGAGCUAAAUACCCAUAACAGCAAUUAUGCUCAGGAUGGAUCUAAAGUAUACUAGCAUAUUAGGCACCCCUUUUAUUCAUUAAUGCCUUCUAAUUCUCCUCCUCCUCCUUAACUAAAUAAAAAAAUAUUCUUCUGUCAUAUAGACAAAUUAGGUCAUCACGAGCUAUUUGGAAUUGAUCAGUAUGGUUCAAUCCCAGAUAAUGCAGGUUACAUUUUGCCAGGGUAGGUUUGCUUGUCAGAGAGCGACGUAAUUUUCUUUUAAAAGCAGUUGUAUAGAUAAGACACUGGUAGGUUAAUGGGUUUCUCUGUAGAAAAAUAAGUAAAAGAUAUAAGAGGAAGUGACAUUCGUUUCUGA
This is a messenger RNA of Tetrahymena thermophila SB210, 2670 nucleotides long. RefSeq names its product kelch motif protein. The record is from RefSeq and is a predicted model, not a curated record. NCBI's taxonomy places the organism in Eukaryota, Ciliophora, Oligohymenophorea, Hymenostomatida, Tetrahymenidae. The transcript is spliced from 2 exons. Gene Ontology annotation, molecular function: protein binding.